Osmerus eperlanus (European smelt) is the source of this 3147-nucleotide messenger RNA. It is a transcript of the gene cdc37l1, whose product is annotated as cell division cycle 37-like 1. Gene Ontology annotation, biological process: protein folding; protein stabilization. Gene Ontology annotation, molecular function: heat shock protein binding; protein-folding chaperone binding. The transcript has 8 exons. Gene Ontology annotation, cellular component: cytoplasm. Lineage: Eukaryota; Metazoa; Chordata; Actinopteri; Osmeriformes; Osmeridae. The coding region runs from base 280 to 1395 and encodes 371 amino acids. The record is from RefSeq and is a predicted model, not a curated record.
GAUCAAAGUUUUCGGCCACGUGCUCUAGUGACACAGCACAGCAGCAUGGACAAGGAGGUGGAGGAGACUGUCAGCAAAAAGAAGCUGUUAAUGCUGUGUUGUAUUUCAGACUACCGAUUCAUCGCAAUAUUACGUUACAUAGACAAGUUAGCACAUUGAUUGUCUGCAUUGGAACUUCGGCCAAACCUUGCAGAACUGACGGAGAAGUGUGAGCUGGUAGCGAUCGCGUCGCCAGUGAGAAACCCGAGUGAGACCAAAGACAGAGACAGUGUGUUGACGAUGGAGUGGUUCAGGGACGGAGAUCCCAUGUUCUCAGAUCCGGACGGAGAUCCCUGCAGUGCCUCAGGCUCUUUACCAAAUAACUUCGACACUCCGCCCCUUAACUUUCAGGCUCAAGCCAGGGCAGAGGGCCUGUCCUCGUCCAUGGCCUCCCUGUGCCAGAGUGUCAAGGCCUCAGUGGUGUCCAGCUGGGGGCUGGUGGAGGCCCAGGACCAGCUCUGCAGUCUGGAGCUGCACGGUUCAGAGUCCACAGAGCAGGAGCGUGCACGGGCCAGGGCCUCCUUUGCAGAGCUCAGCGUCACCGAGAUGGAGUGGAGGCGCAAGGAGAGCAUGUUGGGAGGUCAUGACCCCAGCCACAGCCCCGUGCUCGGUGCCCAUGGCAGCAGAGAUGUUUUUGACAAGAGCAUCAUCAAUGUCCAAAGCAAGAAUGUUGACAUGGAACAGGACAAGAGCAAGACUUUUGUUCAGAAGUAUGAACAAGAACUCAGACAUUUUGGUAUGCUGAGGAGGUGGGAUGACAGCCAGCGUUUCCUGUCAGACUUGCCCCAGCUCAUCUGUGAAGACACGGCCAACUACCUGAUCCUCUGGUGCUUCGGACUGCAGGCCGAGGAGAAGGAGGCACUGAUGGAGCAGGUGGCUCACCAGGCUGUUGCCAUGCAGUUCAUCCUGGAGAUGGCCAGCAGUUCCCAGCAGGACCCCAGAGGGUGCUUCCGACAGUUCUUCCACAAAGCUAAAGCAGGGCAGGAGGGCUACCUUGACGUGUUCCUGACCGAGUUGGAGGCCUUCAAGGGGAGGGUGAGGGAGUACACCGCCAAGACAAAGGGCGGAGACGGCCCCACAGACGGCCCCACAGACGCCCAACACCAGGCCAUCGCCACGCCACACUGUCGCCUCGACCCCAAGGAGGUUCUGGAGUCGUUGCCUCCCGAGCUGAAGGCAGGUUUCCAGAUGCAAGACAGGCAGAUCCUCCAGAAUGUUCUGAGCACCAUGAACCCACAGGUGGCAGAGUACCAUGUAAAGCGCUGUCUGGAGGCGGGCCUUUGGGCAACUACAGCCAGGUGGGCGAAGGACGACGCUGCAGAAACAGACGACUUGCGCAUGAUGGAGACCUCCUAGCCUAUGGGGUGCAAGACCUCUCGCUCCCUCAUCCCCCCCACCCCCCCACCCCCAUCGGAAGGGAAUGACUCCUCAAUAUAGGAUACAGUCAAAAUGGAGGACUAAGGGCUAAGCUUCACAUAGAGACUUAUUUUUGUAUGCAGAAUCUGCGUCUGAAUGUGUCCUGCACUUUAAAUGUGUUCCAAACGGAAAGGUAUUUAAAAUAAGUGAGGGAGGGGCAUUUUUGAGGCACUUCCUGUUGCUUUCUUUCCUGCUCACCGUCACUGGCUCCUAAUCACGUGGAUUUGAAAGUCUGUCAGAUUGUUGUUUUUUCCUUGAGCAGAUGCAUUUGGGCAUGUGUUUUAUUUUUAUUUUUUAGACCAUCAGAAUUUUUUAUUUUUGUCUGAUAGAAUGUCAGUCUGUGUGUUUCGAAGGGCAUCGAACUGCUCAUCCAGCUGGGGCUACCUCUCAGGGCUCCUGAGUGUCACACAGAAGGCUGACCUGUCCACGAACAGAAGGCUGACCUGUCCACGAACAGAAGGCUGACCUGUCCACGAACAGAAGGCUGACCUGUCCACGAACAGAAGGCUGACCUGUCCACGAACAGAAGGCUGACCUGUCCACGAACAGAAGGCUGACCUGUCCACGAACAGAAGGCUGACCUGUCCACGAACAGAAGGCUGACCUGUCCACGAACAGAAGGCUGACCUGUCCACGAACAGGCUCCCACUAUCCACGUCGGGCACAGUCACUAGUUGGAAAGUGUGAAAACGACACGGAAGUGGGGAAUUUUGACUGGAUCCAGCAUCUCUUUCGCUUUUCUCCAUCAAAGAGACGGAGAGUGACCUACACAGACGGCUUGGCAGAGCGAGCGUAUGCUUGUGGGAGGAGAGGGUGUGUGUCCGUGACGAGAUCCACCAACCUGUUUACUUGUGGUUAAUUCAAGUACACUGUUGGCUUUAGUGCUGCUGCUGUUCCCAGUUGACUGAGGCCCAUCCAACCUCUAAUCGAUCAAAAGGAAUUUGUAGGAAAGUGCGUUAACUUGCUGAGUCCUGACUAAAACUUGACAUUACCUGGAUUGUUACUGAGACAGCUGAACUUCAAUAAGGAUUGUCAUCAUCAAGCAUCGAAUACACGACCCGUCUCAAUAAGCUAUCAUCAUUUACCACCAUGUCAUUCUGCUGGUGGCUCUGUCUGUGCUUGUAUAGAUGAAGGGGUCGCAGCAGUCAUGCUGUGAGCCUUCACAGCGUCAUGCUAGGCCUGUCCCCUCCAUGACUGACUUACUAUGCAAAGCAAAAUUGGGUUUCAGCUGCUGUGACAGUAAAAGGAAUUACUCGACACAAAGGUUUGUUUAUGUAUGUGCCACCUUGGAACAAUCUGGAAUAUGCCGUUGGUUGUUUCACUAUAAACUGGGGGAAAUCUCAAACUCCAGGAACCGGGUAUAGCUCCAAUGUUGUCAUUGUACGCUUGUAAGCUGUUGUACGUAAAUCGCACAAAGAUGUCAAUGGCUUCUUCAGGAUUUAAAUAUGAAACUAGCUAGCGUCAAUGCUUGGCUUCUCCAGUGCCCUUUAAUGGAGCAUGGAUAUUGAUAUUAAUGACCAAACACUAAUCUGGCAGUCACAAGAUUAGAGACAGAUCCCAUUAUUGUGCUGGUGGCUCUGUACGCUAGCCAAGCAGCGGACAGGAGGCAUGGCCUCCUUCCGCACACUCCUUAAUAAAGUACUUUGAUGUGCUCUAAAAGACAGUGACAAUAAACAUGAAUGAAGAUGUAAA